UUCUCUGGGCCCAGAGUGAUUGCCCAACUGCUGGUGAGAGGAGCACCGGUGGGAAAGGUUACAGGCGUCCGCUACAGCCAGCCGGGGAACAGUGAGGUCACUUCCGCCUCAACAAUCAGCCACCAUGGCAACAGUGCCAUGGCAACCAGCCAGUCUGUUUUACAGCAAGUCUCUCCAGCCAGUCUGGACCCUGGCCACAGUCUCCUCUCACCUGAUGGUAAAAUGCAGAUCUCCGUCUCCGGAGGUGGUUUGCCCCCUGUCAGCACCCUGACGAAUAUCCACAGCCUGUCCCACCAUAAUCCCCAGCAAUCUCAAAACCUCAUCAUGACCCCCCUCUCUGGAGUCAUGGCCAUUGCACAAAGCCUCAACACCUCCCAAGCACAGAGCGUCCCCGUCAUCAACAGUGUGGCCGGCAGCCUGGCAGCCCUGCAGCCUGUCCAGUUCUCCCAGCAGCUGCACAGCCCUCACCAGCAGCCCCUCAUGCAGCAGAGCCCCGGCAGCCACAUGCCCCAGCAGCCCUUCAUGGCAGCCGUGACUCAGCUGCAGAACUCGCACAUGUACACACACAAGCAGGAACCCCCCCAGUAUUCCCACACCUCCCGGUUUCCAUCUGCGAUGGUGGUCACAGAUACGAGCAGCAUCAGUACGCUUACCAACAUGUCUUCCAGUAAACAGUGCCCCCUCCAAGCCUGGUGAUGCCCACCCAUCACUUACUUUGUGCACAGCAACAAGGACCCUAUUUGCCACACCGUCCGCCUCCAGGCAGCUGUCACGGAAAAGGCCAGUGGCCUGACAGGCACCUUCGAGAGAGGUCCCUGCCUACCUGACAUCCCGCUGGUGUCCCGGACAGACAAGGACAGCCCGCUGGGAGGCACAGCCCAGAGUGCGGCUUCCCUCCCCUUCUACGCAGUAUUGUCGCCAUGUCUCUCCCAAGAUGUCCAGGACUCCCGUCCAGCCCAUGGGUGGGAGCCGAGAAACCACGGAGGAGGAAGAGAGAAAGCUGUCGUGUCUACGUUGCGCUCCCUCGUCGAACAAACUGAUGUGAAAAACUUGAAUCUGUUACUGAAAUGAGGAGGACACGUGCUAUUGAACUGAGCCAAACACACUGUAAAUAUGAGCAGCCUCCCGCCCCCUACCCCAUCCCAGCUGAUCUUGAGAUUUCUUUUGAAGAAGUAAAUUUCUCCAAUGGGUGUAAACUAUAACCUAAUGUAAUUAAGUGCAAUUGCCCCUCCGCUUCCUCCCCCCCACCCUGUAUAUAAUACUAAAGUGUCUAUUAGUUCUCUUUGUAAAGGUCGGAGUUGAAUCUUCCAAGUGAUUGGCCCCCUUCCCCCCUCCAUGGAGAAAUAGCCUGAGUCGGGAGUGAAAGCUCCUCCCCCUUUCCCUCCGGCCUGGACACACACCCACACAUCAGGACCGUGUCUGUGGGACUGACCACCAGCUAACGCCGGCCUCCUGUUGUGAAGACACACCUCUGGAUCCUGGAGGGGCCGCACGUGGAGGCAGACUGAUACCCUAGCUUCCGGCCGGGCUGGGGGUUCAGCCAGUCCACCACCAAGAUGCCGCAAGGCAGGACAACUGGCUGCUUGACGGCACAAGAAAGCAUGACUCUCUCCGAAAGCCUCCCAUUAAAACAGUUUAUUUUAUCACUGCCCA
This is a messenger RNA of Leptonychotes weddellii (Weddell seal), 1653 nucleotides long. The record is from RefSeq and is a predicted model, not a curated record. NCBI's taxonomy places the organism in Eukaryota, Metazoa, Chordata, Mammalia, Carnivora, Phocidae.